Messenger RNA from Miscanthus lutarioriparius, 2046 nucleotides. The record is from the annotation of a GenBank genome assembly. NCBI's taxonomy places the organism in Eukaryota, Viridiplantae, Streptophyta, Magnoliopsida, Poales, Poaceae.
AUGCCGAAGAAUUCCUGCGCCGGCGGCUGCGAGAUCCAAGCCAGCGGCAUCAACUACCGCAUCACCGUCUCCAGCCGACCACACCCUCCUCUCAAGGUCUGGAGCAGGUCAGACGACGACGUCCAUGUCCAAGACCACCAGGACCACCACCACCACCACAGCGUCCGCCAUGUGCUCAGGGACGUCUCCUGCCGCGCGCGCCCCGGCGAGCUGCUCGCCAUCGUUGGCCCCAGCGGCGCCGGCAAGUCCACCCUGCUCGAGAUCCUCGCUGGCCGCCUCUCCCCGUCCCCGCAGUACGACCUCCUCCUCCUCGACGGCGCCGCCGCCCACAGCGCCGACCUCCGCCGCGUCUCCGGCUACGUCACCCAACAGGACGUACUCUUCCCGCUGCUCACCGUGCGCGAGACGCUGCUCUUCAGCGCGCGCCUCCGCCUAGGCGCGCGCCUGCCGGCAAAGGACAUGGACGCCCGCGUCGAGGCGCUCCUCGACGACCUCACCCUGCGCCGCGUCGCCGCCACCAGGAUCAAGGACCUCUCCGGCGGAGAGCGAAGGCGCGUCUCCAUCGGCGUCGAGGCCGUGCAUGACCCGCCCGUGCUCAUCCUCGACGAGCCCACCUCCGGCCUCGACAGCGCCUCCGCGCUCCAGAUCGUCGGCGCUCUCCGCGCCAUGGCCGAGACGCGCGGACGCACCGUGCUGCUCAGCAUCCACCAGCCGGGAGCGCGCAUCGUCAAGAUGUUCGACUCCGUCCUCCUGCUAGCCGCCGGCUGCGUCCUCCACCAGGGCACCGUCGACCAGCUCCGCGCCCUGCUCGGGGACGCGGGCCUCCACCUGCCCCCGCACGUGGACGCCGUCGAGUUCGCCAUCGACUCCGUCGACGCGCUCCGCCUCCACCGCCGCCACGCCAGCGCCGCCGGGCUGCAGGCGCCGCCUCGCCAGCCCCAGCACCAGCAGCCGUCCUCCCGGGAGCGGGAGGGCCGCUGCACGCUGCAGCAUCUGUUCCAGCUGCACGGCAAGCAGGUGGCCGACGAGGACACCGCCGCCGUCGUCCCCGUGAUGGCUAGCAGCGCGGCCGCCACGGCGGGCAGCCGGUACGCCAACUCGCGGGCGCGCGAGGUCGCGGUGCUGUCCCAGCGCUUCUUCAAGAACGUGGCGCGGACGCGGCAGCUCUUCGCGUGCCGCACCGUGUGCAUGCUGGUGGCGGGGCUUGCGCUGGGCUCCAUCUUCUACGACCUCGGCGAGGACAAGGUGGCGGAGCGCGUGGGCCUCUUCGCCUUCCUGCUCACCUUCCUCCUGUCGUCCACCACGGAGGCGCUGCCCAUCUUCCUGCAGGAGCGCGACAUCCUGGCCAAGGAGACGUCGUCGGGGGCGUACCGGGUGUCGUCGUACGCGGUGGCCAACGCGGUGGUGUUCCUGCCCUUCCAGCUGGCGCUGGCCGUCGUGUUCGCGGCGCCCGUGUACUGGCUGGCGGGUCUCCGUCGCACGGCGGCGGCGUUCGGCUACUUCCUGCUGGUGAUAUGGCUGAUCCUGUACACGGCGAACUCGGUGGUGGUGUGCUUCGCGGCGGCGGCGCCGGACUUCGUGGUGGGGAACGCGGCGAUCCAGGGAGUGAUGGGCUCCUUCUUCCUCUUCUCGGGCUACUUCAUCGCGCGGUCGGCGAUGCCGGCGUGCUGGGUGUUCAUGCACUACCUAUCGCUGUUCAAGUGGCCGUUCGAGGCGCUGCUGGUGAACGAGUUCGCCGGCGGCGGAAGGUGCGUGGUGCGGGCGCUGGGCCAGUGUGUGGCGACUGGGGACGAGGUGCUGCGGCGCGAGGGGCUCGGGGAAGAGUGCAGGUGGCGCAAUGUCGGCGUCAUGGUGGCCUUCACGGCGGCCUACAGGGUGUUGGGCUACGCCGUGCUGAGGGUGAGGUGCAGCCUCGCGCUCAACAAGGGGGCCGUGGCCGCCGGACCACCCAGCCUCGGCCUCAGCCGCCGCCUGAGAAGCCAGCUAGCCAUCAUCGGCGCUGCUGCGUGGCCCUCGCCGUCUUCUUCUUCCACCCCGCCGCCGUGA